Messenger RNA from Menidia menidia (Atlantic silverside), 2783 nucleotides. Lineage: Eukaryota; Metazoa; Chordata; Actinopteri; Atheriniformes; Atherinopsidae. The record is from the annotation of a GenBank genome assembly.
GGAACCGGGACACGAAUAAUCAUGUGAGACAAUUGAUCCCAAAGCAUUUCUUAGUACGUAGACUCAUCACUUAUAUAAUGGAUUGAUGCUAACUAUGAGACAUCAGCAGAAACCUUCAGAAACCUUUGGGUUUAUAUCCCUGCAGCCACCGUGGCAGAGCUCAUCAGCUACCAGCCCGUGUAGGCGGUAACUUGGGCUGCUUCCCCGGGCUUGGACUUCAACCAGUGCUCACUACAACUUUAAGAAGUAAAUUACUUAUUUUUCCUUUCCUUCAGGAAAUCACAUGGAGGUGCUCUUGUGCUCACAUGACAGUUCGUGCCAUGGCAGGAGAGAUCAAUGAAGGCUCAGUUCCUGCCUAUUACAGGGAAGUGCAUGAGGCUAUCUGUUGUAGGACAGAUGAGAGAGUGCAGGUUGAAGUUUUUCAGCGGCUGCUCCAAAGGACCGUGCUCUCCAAGGCUGCUCUUAACCAGAUCGCUGAGCAUGUUGAAUCCUCGGAUGGAUUCCUGAGCAAGCUGUCCCUCUAUAAAGCGCUUGCUUUGAUUGCUCUUGCUCAACAAGGAAAGCAGCCGAUCCCCAAACUGUUGGAGAACUGCAUACAGGAGUUACCCAAACCUCAGCUUGGCGAGCCGAAGGAGCUGAACGCCCUGAGGAUGCAACCAGCUCAGGAAGACGUGCUAACGAUGUCCCAGACGUUGGACAAACUCCUGGCGACCGACACUGUCCGUGUGGAGCUCAUACCUGAGAAGAAAGGCUUGUUCCUCAAACAUGUGGAGUACCAGAUCACCAGCCAGCGUUAUAAGAUCUCAGUUUACAGGCGUUAUAGUGAUUUUGACGUCUUCCAUGAGGUUUUGCUCCAGAGAUUUGCCUACAGAGUGGUCCCAGCGUUGCCACCCAAAAGGAUGUUAAAGGGUGUUCUGACCUCCGUUUCUGAGCGGGAGUUCAUUGAGGGGAGGAGACGAGCCCUCUGCAGAUUCCUUAAUUUGGUGGCUCGCCAUCCUUUCUUCUCGGAGGAUGAGCUGGUCAAGACCUUCCUCACCUUCAGUGGCUCAGAUGUUCAGACCAAGCUGCGUGACACUUACAAGAAAACUGGGGAUGAGUUCAUGACCAACAGAAUUGCAACUCAGGCUAAGGAAUAUCUCCCAGCAGACAUCCAGGCACAGUUCUCAAUGAGCAGAGAGGUAAUAAGAAACAUCCACAACAGUUUCCAAAAGCUGCGGGACAGGGCUGACAAAAUGGCCGAGCGUUCAAAGGAGAACGCAGCUGACCUGCUCCUGUUUGGCAGAGAGCUCAGUACUCUGGGCACAGAUACUUUGCCUCUUCCCUCCCUGGCCUCCUCACAAAGCACCUGGGGGACUCUGCGUCAAUCUCUAAAGAGCCUGUCUGUAGAGUUCGCUCUGUUAUCCGACAAAGCAGCUCAGCAGGGCAGACGGGAAGAGGAUGAUGUUGUGGAAAAGUUGAAUCUCUUCCUAGAUCUGCUGCAGUCCUAUAGAGAUCUUUGUGAGCGGCAUGAAAAGGGCGUGCUUCACGAACACCAGAGAGCUCUGCACAAGUACGGCAUGAUGAAGAGGCAGAUGAUGAGUGCCACCGUUCAGUCUAAAGAGCAGGCAUCUGUGGAACAGCUGGAAUCACGAAUUGUACAGCAAGAAAGUGCUAUCCAGACCAUGGAGCUCCGUAACUACUUCUCUCUUUUCUGCCUUCAUCAAGAGACUCAGCUUAUCUUCACCUACCUUCCAAUCACUUCCCACAUUUUGGGAGCUUUUGUUAACUCACAGGUCCAAGGACACAGAGAGAUGGGAGAGGUGUGGAACGAACUCCACCCGAAGCUUGGGUGUCUUUUUGGUGGUAAUGGAUUGAAAGCUCCUAUCUGAAACCCGAAUGCAUGAGAUGAAGAGAAAAAAAACGAGGAUCACAAACUGGAAAAUAAAAAGCUCUGUGAGCUAAAGCAAAAAACAACAACUAUGUAAUGAAACAUUAUAGAACAACUGUUCCCAUACAUUACACUAUGUGCAUUUCCCUCUGUGGGACAACUUUUACUGUCUUACUUCUGUUCAUGUUGGCUGCAAAGGACAGUGAGUGCAGUGGACAGUGUUAGUCUGCCAUCUUAUUUUCCUUAGAGUUAACAUACCGUACAAAAAACCCAUCCAGCAGAUAAUUUUGCAUUGGAUACAAUAAGGGCAACAGUAUAUUUUACAUUCCAAACACCUGUGCUGAGGCACCUGUUGAAAACCUUUAAGAAGUUGAACACACUAAGAUAGCAGAGACAAGUUGAAGAGUUUCUUUUAACCAGGGGGUGCCUUUUUCAUUAACUUAGACUAGUAUAUAAGUUGUGUUUUAUAAGAAAAUGUAGCGGCAUACUUUAUAUAUUAUGGACAAUCUUGUGUUAUUUUUUGUGCCUACAUUUUUAUGCAGUGGGGCCCCUUAAGAAUGAUUUAAAAUAUAUACAUACACUAAUUUGUUUAGCACCACUCCUAAAAAAUCUGCAAAUAAAUUCAAUUCUAUAAUAUUUCUUGAGGAAAAUGUCAAAUAAAGAGUAUCAGUGAUGACCAGUUAAUUUGAAGAAUCUGGUCUCUAGAACAGGUUUGUAGAAUCAGAGCAAAACCCCAAUGCAAAGUUUGAGUGUUAUAAGGUUUUUAAAAUUUCAAGUAAGCUUGGUUUCCACUAAUCUAGACAGAUUGCUUCUAAAAGGAAAGGGCAUUGUUGCAGCACCAAGGUGUAGCUGAAAACAACGACCACUCCAAGAAUAAGACAUAUAUUUGUCCACAUGAUCAGUAGCACGUAGGCUU